Molecule: messenger RNA, 1071 nt
Organism: Pseudomassariella vexata
Lineage: Eukaryota; Fungi; Ascomycota; Sordariomycetes; Amphisphaeriales; Pseudomassariaceae
Product: acyl-coenzyme A:6-aminopenicillanic acid acyl-transferase-domain-containing protein
Exons: 2
Coding region: 1-1071 (356 amino acids)
Source: RefSeq, a predicted model, not a curated record
AUGCUAGAGGUUCGCUGCUCAGGCAGCCCGUAUGAGAUCGGGCACACCCAAGGUACCGUGGCCAAAUCGAAAGUAAACGGCUCCAUCGCCUUCUACAGAGCACUGUUCCAGAAAUCAUGCUCACUCGACUGGGACGGCGUCUUAGAGGAGGCUUCUUAUUACGUCGAGCCGCUCGGGAAGACCUGCCCCCGCUAUCUAGAGGAGCUCCGCGGUCUGGCGGACGGAGCGGGGUUGGCCUUUCUGGACAUUCUGGCGCUGAACGUCCGGACUGAGAUCAACUUUGGGAUGUUCUCUGAUAAGACGAAGGAUGUUGAUGAGAUGCAGAGUGACGGUUGCACAAGUGUAGGAUGGUUGACGCCAAAGGGGCAGUCAUUUCUGUCUCAGAAUUGGGACUGGAUGGUUGAACAAGAGGCCAAUAUUAUCGUGUGCCAUAUUUCGCAGCCGGGCACGGGUAUACCGGAUAUUUCUAUUGUCACCGAAGCGGGAAUCAUUGGUAAAAUCGGGCUCAAUUCGGCAGGAGUGGGUUGCUGUUUAAAUGCGAUUCGAGCUCGUGGUGUCGAUCGGUCCAAGUUUCCCACCCAUUUCGCACUGCGAACUAUCUUGGAAUCCUCCUCGAUGGAAUCCGCUAUUGAAAAGAUCAAAUCACUCGGUGUAGCUGGGAGUGCGCACAUAUUGAUUGCUGAUAAGACUGGCUCAACGGGUGUUGAAUGCACCAGCAUCGGGAUGAAGAAGCUGCCCAUGGAUAACAGGGGGAGAAUCUGUCACACGAACCACCUCAUUCUGGAUCAUCCAGGUGUUGAAGAGUCUGCGUGGCUGAAAGAUUCGCUGGAGCGACUUUCUCGGGUUCAAGAACUCACAGACCUCAUGUCCGCAGAGACAUUGGAUAUGGUGGCAUUGUCCAAUAUAUAUGAGGAUGAGCAAGGCUAUCCGGCUUCGAUUAACCGUCGACAGGUGGAUGACUGUGAAAGUCAGACGGUAUUCAAUAUCAUCAUGGAUUUGACAAACCCGAAGGCUUGGGUCACUUUUGGCAGGCCUACGCAGGCUACGGACAAAGUCACUUUCGAGUUUUAG